AUGUGGAGCUCUGAGGAGCUGGAAUGGGGUGUUGUCCCUCUAACACCACUGUCCCCACAGCAGAACCCCUUUGCAGGGCUGGUGAGCCCCCUGCAGGCAUCCUGGCUCUCUGGGAAGCCGUGGCCCAUGGAAUACAUGGCCCAGCUGGAGGCUCUGGGACACUUCCUGGAUGACAAGCAGCAGAUCCUGGAGGCCACUGCCUCUGACUUGGGCAAGGCACCCUUUGAAGCCGAAUUAUCUGAGAUCCUCCUGUGCAAGAACGAGCUCCAUGAGACCCUGAACAACCUGUCCCACUGGAUGAAGGAUGAGAAGGUGGGCAGGACUCUGGUGCUGCAGCUGGACUCUGCCUUCAUCAGCAAGGACCCCUACGGGGUGGUGCUCAUCAUAGCACCCUGGAACUACCCCAUCUAACUCUUCCUGGUGCCCCUCAUCAGGGCCAUUGCUGCUGGGAACUGUGUCAUUGUCAAACCCUCUGAGGUGUCCAGGAAGACAGAAUGACUUGUGGCAGUAGUGCUGCCCAGCUACCUGGACAAGGACUGCUUUGCUGUGGUGACUGGUGGUGUGCAGGUGACCACCAGGCUGCUGGAGAACAAGUUUGACUACAUCUUCUUCACUGGCAGCUCCCCAGUGGGGCGGAUUGUGAUGACAGCUGCUGCCAAGCACCUGACACCAGUGACACUGGAGCUGGGGGGCAAGAACCCCUGCUACGUGUCUGACACCUGUGAUGUGACCAACGUGGCGCGGCGCGUGGUCUGGGGCCGCUUCUUCAACGCGGGGCAGACCUGCAUCGCGCCCGACUACCUGCUCUGCACCAUAGAGAUGCAGGAGAAGCUGCUCCCAGCCCUGCAUGAGGCCAUCAGUGAAUUCAGUGGCCCCAACCCCCGAGAAUCCCCGGAUUUUGCCUGCAUUGUGGGGGACAGGCAGUUCCAGUGGGUGCAAGUGCUGUGCAGCGGGCGUGUGGCCAUCGGGGGACAGACGGAUGAGGCUGAGCGCUACAUCGGUGAGGCUUGAGGGUCACUCACCUCUUCAUCCUUGCACAGAGCAUA
Molecule: messenger RNA, 1046 nt
Organism: Taeniopygia guttata (zebra finch)
Lineage: Eukaryota; Metazoa; Chordata; Aves; Passeriformes; Estrildidae
Source: RefSeq, a predicted model, not a curated record